This is a messenger RNA of Ananas comosus (pineapple), 1070 nucleotides long. Its product is annotated as 50S ribosomal protein L25. The transcript is spliced from 3 exons. Gene Ontology annotation, molecular function: structural constituent of ribosome; 5S rRNA binding. Bases 57 to 830 code for a protein of 257 amino acids. NCBI's taxonomy places the organism in Eukaryota, Viridiplantae, Streptophyta, Magnoliopsida, Poales, Bromeliaceae. The record is from RefSeq and is a predicted model, not a curated record. Gene Ontology annotation, biological process: translation. Gene Ontology annotation, cellular component: ribosome; cytosolic large ribosomal subunit.
GUGCAAACCCCCCAAACCCCCCACAAGUGCGAGGAGAAAGCACGGAGCAAGGGCAAAUGGUGCGGUGGUGGCGCGGCGUCGGCGGGGCUCUCCGAACGGCUGCGGCGGCGCCGCCGUGGCGGCGCGCGUCCUCGGCCGAGUACCACCGCACGAUCCAGGCGGUGCCGAGGGAGCGCACGGGGGGCCGCGCGGCGGCGAAGGAGCGGGCGGACGGGCGGAUCCCCGCCGUCGUUCUCGGCGUCUCCGGCGACGGUGGCGGCGCCGCCUCCGCCGCGGCGGCGGCGGCGGUGAUGAACGUGACGACGGAGGCGAAGCAGAUCCGGGAGCUCCUGAAGGAGAACUCGGCCUUCUUCUGCUCCACCCCCAUUCGCCUCCAGGUCCGCGCCGGCGCCCGAUCCGCCGUAGUUCUCCAAUCCGGAACCGUGCUCCCCAUGAAGGUGCGUAGGGAUAGGGAGAGUGGGAAAAUAAUGAACUUGGUAAUGGCAUGGGCUGAGAAGGGGAUGAAUCUGAAGGUGAAUGUGCCGGUGGUCUUCAAAGGGGAGGAUGUCUGUCCGGGGCUAAAGAAAGGGGGAUAUCUGCACAAGCUAAGAACCAGAGUAAAGUACCUGUGCCCCGCAGAAAACAUUCCACAGAAGUUUGAGGUGGAUCUGACAAAUCGUGACAUCGGGGAUAAAAUUUAUAUGCAUGAGAUCAACGUUGAUCCAUCGCUUAAGUUAUUGAGUAAAGAUGAGACCACACCAAUCUGCGAGAUCUUAGCAACGAAGCCCGUUGAAGCACAGCCUGAGCAAAUAAAGGAAGCCGCAGAAGCAGUAGGCGUUACAGAAGCCUAGUUUUGUUUGUUGGCCUAAUGUUUUGUUCUCUACUCCAAAAAGUGCUUCUCAAGCUGGAGAAAUCUUCAAUAUGUACUCGUGUAUGUGUGAUUUGCCGAUUAGAGGCUCCUUGUCGGUGUUUAACUGUUGUUAUCAGACUUGGUCGUUCACUUAGCAAGGAAACCUUGUUUACAUUUGAUACGCAACUCUUGUAGCUUGAAGCUCUCAGAAAGCUUAUACCAUUAUGCUAUCGUUUUAAAA